AAAUUAACAUAAGUCCAAUAGUCAAAUAAAAAUAAACAAAUAUUUAAUCAUCAAAGAAUAUUCUCCAAUAACAAGUUUUUUAAUAAAAUCUAAAGUUUUUUUUUUUUUUUAAAUUAAAACUUUGACUCACGCAGUCCAACGACAUUUAGAAGUCAGCCAUCUUGCGAUCCUAAUCAAAGAUCUUUUGCUAGCGGGUUUCGUUGUCUGGUUUUUCGGCCAGUUAAUAUCAACACACACUUCAUCAGAUGGCUUUAAAACGAAUUAAUAAGGAACUUCAAGAUCUUGGAAGAGAUCCACCUGCACAAUGCUCAGCUGGCCCUGUAGGAGAAGAUUUAUUCCACUGGCAGGCGACUAUAAUGGGACCACCUGACAGUCCGUAUCAAGGAGGUGUAUUUUUUCUUACAAUUCAUUUUCCCACAGAUUAUCCAUUCAAACCACCCAAGGUAGCAUUCACGACCAGAAUUUAUCACCCAAAUAUAAACAGUAAUGGUAGCAUUUGCUUGGAUAUAUUGAGAUCGCAGUGGUCUCCAGCGCUUACUAUUUCAAAAGUUUUACUAUCAAUAUGCUCUCUUCUGUGCGAUCCAAAUCCCGAUGACCCGCUGGUCCCAGAAAUAGCGAGGAUAUACAAAACCGAUCGAGAGAAAUACAACGAAUUGGCCCGUGAAUGGACGCGCAAGUAUGCCAUGUGAUGCGUCAAUUUCUGUUGAUUUCAAAUAAAAAAAAUAAAAAUAAACAAACAGCAACAACAAACAAAAAAAAUAAAAUAAAAAUAAACACCACCACCAACGAGCAGCCCCAAGCCUAAUGCCACUUAUCUCGUUCAGCACCGAUUAAAACUAGCAAUUGCUCGUUACAAUUAUGAUGAUGAGGAUAAUGGUAAUUUAAUAAGUUGUGCCGCAGUUCACGCUCGCAGUCGCAUACGCUCAGGUCUCAUGAAAAAAUAAAAAUUUAAAAACAAAAAAAAAUGGUAUUAAUAAUAAAUAGCAAAGCAACCACGUGAUUACCCACGCAAAAAUAAUUUAUCUCUCUUCACUUCAUCCUGGUCAAUAAUGAAGCCUGCGAGUUUUUUUUUGCGGGACAACACGAGGCUAUUCGAGGCACUUUACAAGGUGGUCACACUUACACUAACACACGUUUUAAAAACAAUUUGAGAAAAAAAAAUGUCCGCUUUGAUUUUUCAUAAACAAUAAAACUAAAAUAAAAAAUAAACAAUAGGAAUGAAAGUAGGAUUUGUAUUUGAAUUAGUUUAAUUUUCAAUGAAUAUGUGCUUAUAUAUAAAUAUUAAUUAAUUAAUUGUAAUUAUUGAUAAUAAUAAUAUUUACCUACUUUCUCAGUGACUAAAAAUUCGUACCAUCACAUCGGUUGUUAGUUUUUUAAAAUUAUAUUCGAUACUGAGCGUUGCCCGUCCCUGGAAACAAUGCGGUUAAUUUUUUUGUAAGACUGGGCUCUAUAUAAAUAUUACUUCAAUACCUAUUCCGUUUUGUUUCAUUAUUAUUAUUAAUAUUAAUUACUACUACUGAUAAAAGAAAAAAGAAAAAAAAACAAUAAAUAUGGCACCUGUAUUUUUAAAAAAAUGAAUUCGUUAGCAUCUUAGCUCGUUUUGACGGUGUGUGAAACAUUAAGUAAAAUAAUAAUUUAAUUGUUUAUUUAAAUAUUUGUGGCUGAACGGCAAAAUGUGACAAAGGCUCACUGGUAUAUAAUAUAAAUAAUUAUAAAUAUCAGUUGUAUUUAUAAUGAUAAUAAUAAUUAUAAUUAUUAUUAAUUAAUUAAUUUUACAAUGUUCAAAAUUAAAUGUUCAAUCACUUUUUAAAAAAAUAAUUACGAAUAAUAAUAAAUCAACUCUUUUUUUUGCGUUUUCAAUAAUUUAUU
Microplitis mediator is the source of this 1869-nucleotide messenger RNA. RefSeq names its product ubiquitin-conjugating enzyme E2-17 kDa (gene eff). Gene Ontology annotation, molecular function: ubiquitin conjugating enzyme activity. The record is from RefSeq and is a predicted model, not a curated record. Gene Ontology annotation, biological process: ubiquitin-dependent protein catabolic process; protein polyubiquitination. Bases 246 to 689 code for a protein of 147 amino acids. NCBI's taxonomy places the organism in Eukaryota, Metazoa, Arthropoda, Insecta, Hymenoptera, Braconidae. Gene Ontology annotation, cellular component: nucleus. The transcript is spliced from 6 exons.